This is a messenger RNA of Penicillium longicatenatum, 1506 nucleotides long. RefSeq names its product mannitol dehydrogenase family protein. Gene Ontology annotation, molecular function: mannitol dehydrogenase activity. The transcript has a single exon. The record is from RefSeq and is a predicted model, not a curated record. Bases 1 to 1506 code for a protein of 501 amino acids. Lineage: Eukaryota; Fungi; Ascomycota; Eurotiomycetes; Eurotiales; Aspergillaceae.
AUGCCUCCCUUAAAGCUUAACAACCAGAAUCUCCCGCAGAUUGCUGCGGCAGGCGAAGCUCAAGUCAAGGUUCCCACCUACGCCCGCGGUGGCGCUGUGAAAGAGGGAAUUGUCCACGUUGGCGUCGGCGGUUUCCACCGCGCACACCUGGCUUACUAUGUCGACCUCUUGAUGCAGCAGGGUGUGACUGACUGGGCAAUCUGUGGUGUUGGUCUGCAACCCUUCGACGCUGGCAUGCGAGAUGUUCUAGGUUCGCAGGACCACCUUUACACCCUCAUUGAGCGAUCUGCCCAGGGCAGCUUUGCGCAUGUUGUGGGUAGUAUCAACUCAUACCUCUUCGCCCCCGAUAACCGCGAGGCUGUUAUCGCGAAGAUGGCCCAUCCAGAUACCCAUAUUGUUUCCCUCACCAUCACCGAAAGCGGGUACUACUACAAUGAGAACACCCACGAGCUCCAACGCGAGCACCCUGAUAUCCAGUUCGAUCUUGACCCGGCCAAUGAGAAAGCCCCUCGUACAACCUUUGGUUUCCUUUACGCUGCCAUGGCCCGUCGCCGCGAGGCUGGUCUGAAGCCCUUCACCGUCAUGUCGUGCGAUAACAUGCAGAAGAACGGUGCCAUCACACGCCACAUGCUUACAUCAUUUGCGCGCCUACGUGACCCUUCACUUGCGGACUGGAUCAACAAGGAAGGCCACUUCCCCAAUGCCAUGGUCGACCGGAUCACACCCCAGACAUCAGAUACCGAUAAAACGGCCCUCGCCGAUGAUUUCGGUAUUCAGGAUGGAUGGCCCGUCGUCACAGAGCCCUUCACGCAGUGGGUGAUUGAGGAUCAUUUCUGCGAUGGUCGCCCACCAUUCGACAAAGUCGGUGUCCAGCUAGUCACCAAUGUCCACAAAGUUGAGGAGUUCGAAAAGCAUAAGUUGCGCCUGCUGAACGGUAGCCACUCCGCUAUCGGUUACCCAGGUCAGCUUGCCGGCUUUAAGUAUGUUCACGAAGUUAUGGAGAACCCUAUCUUCCGUCGCUUUGUGUGGCAAAUGAUGCAGGAUGAGGUCAAGCCCCAUUUGCCUGACAUCCCCGGCGUGAACAUUGAUGAAUAUUGCAACACGCUCAUGGAGCGCUUUUCCAACCCCACUAUCAUGGAUCAGCUGCCCCGCGUCUGCCUUAAUGCAUCUGGCAAGAUCCCCCAGUUUAUCAUGCCCUCGAUCGCGGAGGCCAUCUGGGAUACCGCCCCCUUCCGGCGCCUGUGCUUCGUUGCAGCUUCAUGGUUCCACUACCUCAAGGGCGUUGACGACAGUGGCAAGCCCUUCGAGAUCGUGGAUCCCAUGCGCGAUGAGCUCCAGGCUAAGGCUCGCGCUGGUGGCACCAAACCGGCCGAGUUGCUGAGCAUCAAGAACCUAUUCGGUGACGAUCUUCGUAAUGACAAGCGGUUCAUUGACGAGAUGACGACCGCUAUGGAACUUAUUGACCGGGAUGGGAUCAUGAACACCCUUCCCAAGUACAUUGAUUAA